Messenger RNA from Papilio polytes (common Mormon), 1257 nucleotides. RefSeq names its product juvenile hormone epoxide hydrolase-like. Gene Ontology annotation, biological process: epoxide metabolic process. The transcript has 7 exons. The coding region runs from base 37 to 1233 and encodes 398 amino acids. NCBI's taxonomy places the organism in Eukaryota, Metazoa, Arthropoda, Insecta, Lepidoptera, Papilionidae. The record is from RefSeq and is a predicted model, not a curated record. Gene Ontology annotation, molecular function: epoxide hydrolase activity.
UAUACGACUGUCCGAGAGCGCGCGCGUCGCUUCAAUAUGGCAAGAUUCUUACUUUUACUGUUGGCUACAAUAGUGGUAAUUUUAGUAUACUUUUUAUAUCUAAAAGCCCCCCCACCGUUACCUAAAUUAGACGUAAAUCAAUGGUGGGGGCCAGAGGAGUUAAAAACAAUGCAAGAUGUCACUGUAAGACCAUUCAAAAUAGAAUUUUCUAAUUCGAUGAUAGAAGACUUAAGAAUGCGUUUGAAAAGGCACAGACCCUCCCCUCCGCCAUUAGAAGGGGUUGGAUUCGAAUACGGAUUUAACAGCGGAGAAACAGAAAUGUGGCUCAAAUACUGGGGAGAACACUAUCCUUUCAAAGAAAGGGAACAAUUCCUUAAUCAAUUCCCGCAAUACAAGACUAAUAUACAAGGACUGGAUAUACACUUCAUUAGGGUGAAACCUGAGGUACCUAAAAGUAUAGAAGUAGUUCCAAUGUUAAUACUGCAUGGUUGGCCGGGGUCAGUGCGGGAGUUCUACGAGGCGAUACCGCGGCUUACCGCCGUCAGUAAAGAACGAGAUUUUGCUAUAGAAGUUAUAGCUCCCAGCUUAGUUGGUUUCGGAUUCUCUGACGCAGCCGUGCGGCCGGGACUGGGCACCGCACAGAUGGCGGUAGUCAUGAGGAAUCUGAUGAAGAGGCUCGGCUUUGAUAAGUUCUACAUCCAGGGCGGUGACUGGGGAUCUGUAGUUGCCGGUCAUCUUGCUACAUUGUUCCCUGAGGUAAGUGCAGCAAUUCCAGGUACUGCCCUAACAGAUUCCCCAUCAGGUCUCCUAAUUUACAUUCUACAAAUGUUCUCAACGUGGACUUGUAGGAAAGACGUGUCCAAACCCGACGGUGGUUUAAAUUUGCACUUUAGUAAAGAGCAGAUCAUUGACAACAUAAUGUACUAUUGGGCGCCUAAUUCUAUUAAUACUGCGAUUAGAUUAUACGCUGAGUCCUUUAGUAAGAAACAUUUGGACACAAAAUUAGAUGAAAUACCAAGCUACGUACCAACUUGGUUGUUACAAUCUAAGCACGAACCAAUGUACCAAUCACCUUUAGUCACAAGAUUCAAGUUUCCUAACUUAUUAAACGUCACGUUGUUGGAUGAUGGCGGCCAUUUUGUUGCCUUAGAGCUUCCGGAAGCGUUCUCUGAUGACGUCAUAAAAGCUGUUGGCGAAUUUAGAAAAUGGAACGCACAGAAGACCGAGCUUUAGUUUUGUUCUUUUUAAAUGUUUUGU